Labrus mixtus (cuckoo wrasse) is the source of this 1979-nucleotide messenger RNA. RefSeq names its product eukaryotic translation initiation factor 1A X-linked b (gene eif1axb). Gene Ontology annotation, molecular function: translation initiation factor activity; RNA binding. The record is from RefSeq and is a predicted model, not a curated record. Bases 164 to 598 code for a protein of 144 amino acids. NCBI's taxonomy places the organism in Eukaryota, Metazoa, Chordata, Actinopteri, Labriformes, Labridae. The transcript is spliced from 7 exons. Gene Ontology annotation, cellular component: cytoplasm. Gene Ontology annotation, biological process: translational initiation.
GCGCAUGCGCAAACCGGUGGAUAGAAUCAGCGGCGAAUAGCUAGUUUCUCGUAGCGUUCAGUCAGUUCAGAUCCGUGCUUUAGCUCACUAUUGUAAACAGUUACCGUUUAACCGUAAAGCGUUUAUAUCGAACGGGAUUUAAGUGACCGAGGCUCGAAGGAAUAUGCCCAAAAAUAAAGGAAAGGGAGGAAAGAAUCGGCGACGUGGAAAGAACGAGAAUGAGUCUGAAAAGAGAGAGUUGGUGUUCAAAGAGGACGGACAGGAAUACGCUCAGGUGAUAAAAAUGUUGGGGAACGGACGCUUGGAGGCCAUGUGCUUCGAUGGAACCAAGCGGCUUUGCCACAUCAGAGGAAAACUCCGGAAAAAGGUCUGGAUUAACACGUCAGACAUCAUCCUGGUCGGACUCAGAGAUUAUCAGGAUAACAAAGCUGAUGUCAUCCUCAAGUAUAACGCAGAUGAAGCUCGCAGUUUGAAAGCCUAUGGAGAGCUCCCAGAGCACGCCAAAAUCAACGAGACAGACACCUUCGGGCCUGGAGACGAUGAUGAGAUCCAGUUUGAUGACAUUGGCGAUGAUGAUGAGGACAUUGAUGAUAUCUAAAGACCUGCUACUGGAGGGGGAAAGUGGGAUUUUUCUCGAGAUGCUCUGAUUGGAAUAUUUUGAGCCGAUACACCGCACCAAUAAUGAUUAUUUUUAUUAAGAUCAGCCUAUGCCAAUCCAAUACAGUUCAUUAAAAUCCAAUACGUUUCAUUUUAUUCCAGUUUGUUACGCAUCAUCUGUAGGCGUCUUUGUUGUUUUGGAGAACUCAGAGUGCAUUUUAUACAGGGGGGUAAAAAAAAAAAAACUACAUCAGUCCUUUGGGUUUAUUGUUUGACAUGAAUGAACAUGAGAUGCUGCUUUAGUGAGACUGUCUCGGUUAUCAGUCGUAGCAACUGGAGGGCGACAGGCAGUUUGCUUAUUCCUCCUUCAUGCAUUUGGAUUGGAGAAUCUGUGUAGGCUGAUCACCAGCAUCUUAUUUCAGGUGAAUAACUGGAGCAUUUCAAGAUUUUCCCCUCAUUUGUGCUUCUAACAUCAACACAAAACAGCAACCUGCCUCGUCUCAUCCAGAGAGGUUUUCUUUCUUUUUUUCUGUAUUAAAGGAACACUCGUUUACUCUAAAGAGGCUCACGCCGAUACUAUGAUUGCAAAAUAUCUCACAACAAGUGUGUCAUCUUUUUAAAAAUGUAUUUAUAUUGAUUUCACACUACGUGGAAUAUAGUAACAAGUACAGAAUCUCUGGAUUCAACAAUAAAAAGAUUAAACAUUUUGUUUUGUUGUUUCCUUUGGCAGUCUGUAUCAUUGUAGCCUGUAAGGAAGUUUGAAACCUGUUUAUCAAUGACAGGAGAUAAAAAUAAUACCACCGAGUACGGCUCUGUGUCUCCGUAGGGGUUUCACUUUAACAUCAUAUACCUCUUGACAAAGUAUUUCAAUGAACUAUUUGCUCGUUUUAGAUUCAACCAUGGCCAAAUGAAGGUGAUCCCUUUCCCCUGAAAUCAAAAGAAGAAUCGAAAUGUAUUUUUCUAUUGUUUCCCUUUUUGUGUUUCUGUGUUUUGUUUUCAUGUUCUCUAUCGGCUGCAUGCUCGCUCUGUGGCUUCAGCACAGCGUGAAGCGCAGCCCUGUACGUCACUCUCGCCUCAUGCUUGACCAGUGGUUCCCAAACCUUUUCCACUGCAGACUCACACCAGUAAAACCUCAGAUCUGAGCUUAAAGGUUCUCUGAACCUCGAGAAAAAUCCUUCAACAGCCAAAUAUACACCUUAUUUUCCUCCCCCAACCCCCUCUCUGGAAAAUCCAAGUUUCCUGAGAGGGGCCUAGCACCUCAGUUUGGGAACCACUGCUCCAGACCACAUGGGGCCCUGUUGCUGCUGUUGCUGUAACUCUGAUAAAUAAAAAAUGUACUAUGAUGUUUGAAGGCUGGGUUUCCAAUAAAGAUCUUAACUCCA